UCUUUGACGAAUGGUGUCCCGUGUGGGAGGGGCUAGGCGUGUCGGCGGCUCCCGGUUGUUGCCCCGCUUCUCUGAACAGAUGAAACUGAUACAGAGCGCGAGUAUGAAAUCGAGUGAACGGCGCCUAGAGAAACAAUAAUAAUUACUGUUUAAACUAUGAAAUAGAACAGCGUGACUCUAUUGUCAUAUUUUAAUUAGCCCUUUAUUUGAAUGGUUUUUAUUUGAGGGUUUUAAUCUCAUUGGAAAGCGGCUGGUGCCGCUGUGUUAGAGAGCUCUGUGACUGGAGGACGUGGUGAUGGAGGCGGGUCCAAGUGUGCAAGCGGAGCUGGAGUUCCGAGGGGCGGAGUUUUCAGUCAGGGUGUCAUCGGGGGCGGAGUUUCUGGAGGUGGAGGUGUCGGACAUGCUCAGUGCGGAUCAGUGGAGAGGGCAGUUCGACUCAGCAUACAUUGAGGAUCUGACACGGAAAACUGGGAACUUCAAGCAGUUUGCAAUCUUCUGCAGCAUGCUGGAGUCAGCCCUGACCAAGAGCAGCGAGUCUGUGACCCUCGACCUCCUGACCUACAGUGACCUGGAGCUGCUGCGGAACAGGAAGGCGGGGCUUGGGUCUCGGCCCCACCCCUCAUCGAAGUCACCGGCGCUCAACGCAAAGCGCUACCUCAUUCUCAUCUACUCAGUGGAGUUCGACAGAAUCCACUACCCCCUGCCUCUGCCCUACCAGGGCAAACCAGACCCAGCGCGGCUGCAGAGAGAGAUCAGAGAGCUGAGAGAAGAGCUGAGAGAGAGGGGAGAGGGGGCUGCACACACCAGCAAGGACUCGGAGACACACCGACUCAGAGCAGAGUUGGUGAAGCUGCAUCAGGAGAAGGAGGUGCUGGCAGGGGCCCUGGAGAGGAUGCAGGCAGAGGGGUCGCGACCCCACAGUGACCUCCGAGGGGUCAGAGUCCUGAAGGACGUGGUGCACAGUCUAGAGGAAGAACUGCUGAGAGAGAGGACAAGAAACAAGAGAGCACAGAGCAAGAGAGAGCAGGAGUACAGACAGCUACAGGAACAGCUGGAGGAGUUGAAGGAGUCUGAGAGGAGUCUGCGGGUUCGAGUGAAGAGUCUGACCAAUGAGCUGGCGCUGUGCAGGAAGGGCAGGAUGACCCCUCUGUCCCGGGGGGGAGGGGAGGGGGAGGGGAGGCGCUCUGUGUCCCGGGACAGGGAGAGGGAGAGGAGUCGGGGGAGAACAGGCUCUGCAGGACCCGUCAGAUCAGUGUCGAGGGAGCGGAGAGAGUGCUGGGCUGGAGGGGACAGGGAGAGGUCACGGGAGAGGUCAGGAUCCCGCCCAGUUCCUCCACGCCUGUCUCCUUCAGGAACCCGAGUCCAGCGCUUCGACCCCACAGCCUACGUGAAGGACAAGGAGCAGAGACAGAGAGAGGCAGAGAGGAGGAGCCAGCGAAAGGUUUGUCGGGACCUGCUGGCCACUCCCCCCAGCAGUGAGAGGGGGCGGCCCUGCUCCAGAGAGACACGCCCCCUGGGCAGGAGAGCUGGGUCUGCAGGAAGGGGGCGGAGUUCCUCGGCAGAGAGUGUGAGGAGCAGACAGUCUUCUGCAAGCUCAUUGGCUGAGCUGGAGGAGUUGUCACAGCCGCUUCCCUCUAGUUCUGGUCUCGGAGGCAGGAAGGCAGGUCGGCCCCUGGGCUCUGUGCUGUGGAACGCUCCUGGACUGCCUCGCAGAGGGGCCGGUGGUCCUAAGAAGCACAUGUCCAGCACUCCGACCCGGAAGAACCGCUCCAGCGAUAAAGAGAACUCGUCUGGCCCUGGCGCUGACCUCUCUGAGAUCGAUGCUCGGUUGCAGGCUCUGCAGGAGUACAUGAGGAACCUGGACACACAAGCCUAGCCUUGACCCCUGACCCCAGCACACAGCUACAGGAGGGACCUGACCCUGACCCCAGCAUAUCAAGAGUCCCCGAGUCUGACCCCACAGCGACCCUGAUUGAGCCCUGACCUGCAGUGAUCCUGUGCAGCUGUGAACUCAACGCAUUUAACGGCAGCAGCAGCAGCCUGUGUUUAAAACAAGCAGUAACUUUGAAUUAUAAACCCUGGAACCAGCCGUGUCUGGGAUGGGAAUAAAACCAGUUGCCCAGCAUCUCGAUCCAUUCCUGGUUUUACUAUGAGUUUAAUAAGACGUCUUUGAGCUUGUUACCUGUACACACUGGCUAAUGAAGCUCGUAUUGACAGACUCCGUGGCGAGAUGCGAUGAUGUCAGGGACUCCUGUGCGCUUCGCUCUCGCACUGUGAUCGAGGGGCAGGGGGCUCUGGAUGUACUCUUUAAUACAGCACAGUGAGCCAGUCCUUCACUGGGGAGUCCUGGGGUUUGAACUGGGACCGCUUCAUAUGGGUACAGGCACUGGUUUCCGUUUUCCACUGGGUAACUCGGCUGUUACAUUUUUUUGAUUAAUUGAAUCAGCCUCAAGAUUUCUGAUAUUGUUGUUUUACUUUCUAGUUUUUGAGAAACUAAACAACAAAAAACCCUGGAAUGAAUCCUCGCGGCAGUAGGUGACACGCUGUGUCGUUAACCCCUUCCCCCCUGGAGCCGGCUGUUUGCAGCCCUGCUGUGCUGGUCAUGGCGAAGCCGCUGGCCAGUCUCCUCGGCGCCUGUAGAGUCCAGACUCGGCAUAGGAAACAGGCAGUUAAACAGGAAGAGCGCAUUGACAGUGGAGGCAGCCAGGUGCCGCUACACGCUGUGUAAAAUCCCUCCAGAAUUAAGGGUGAAUACUUGGAGAAGGAACUUGUCAAGACUUCCUGUCAGAACUGCUUUGUUGGUGAACUUGAUGGGCUUCUGUGUAGCUCCUGUUUGUGUUCAAAGCUGGGGUUUUAAGGGCUGGGGCUGGGCUGGGGUGGGGGGUGUUUUUAGCAAUAUCAAUCAGGGUUUGCUCGAGCCUGUGUGGUUUUUUAAAAAAUUGUGAAAGUUUUUUUUUUUGUUUUUUUUUUUUUUUAAAUUAAACCCAGAGCUUGACAAAGUGUGUGAUA
This is a messenger RNA of Acipenser ruthenus (sterlet), 3009 nucleotides long. Its product is annotated as centrosomal protein CCDC61-like. Lineage: Eukaryota; Metazoa; Chordata; Actinopteri; Acipenseriformes; Acipenseridae. Bases 296 to 1876 code for a protein of 526 amino acids. The transcript is spliced from 13 exons. The record is from RefSeq and is a predicted model, not a curated record. Gene Ontology annotation, cellular component: centrosome.